Messenger RNA from Candoia aspera, 2077 nucleotides. RefSeq names its product mitochondrial fission regulator 1 (gene MTFR1). The coding region runs from base 252 to 1232 and encodes 326 amino acids. The transcript has 9 exons. Gene Ontology annotation, biological process: mitochondrial fission; aerobic respiration. Gene Ontology annotation, cellular component: mitochondrion. The record is from RefSeq and is a predicted model, not a curated record. Lineage: Eukaryota; Metazoa; Chordata; Lepidosauria; Squamata; Candoiidae.
GGAUUGGCUGUUGCAGGGGUCAGAAGCCGGGAGCCCAGGGACAGCUGGCCGGCGGGGACUUGGCAGCUCCAGGCGCGCCAGAGCGAGGGAAUAAUACCGGUCAGAGGAGCGGGUUAAAGGAAUAUUUUUAAAAUGUCAGCUGUGAAGUAUAUGCCAUGAACUGCUUCUCCCAGGCAGACUAUGGAGCUUCUGCAUCCUAGCAAGCUGAGGUGGUCAAAUUACAAAUUGCUGAAGGCUUUACCUCGUUCCAGAUGUUCUGCUGGAUUAAGCAUCUGUUUAGAGUGAUAUUUAUGCAAGUUGGAUUAACUAUGGAAUCAUUGCUUUGGUCAAAUAAAUCUUAUGGCCCAAACAGAAGUAUUGUAAGAAAAAUUGGCUCCAACCUUUCUCUGAUACAAUGCCCAAGGGUUCAAUUUCAGCUUACUUCUCAGCCUGCAGAAGGCACUCAGUCUACUCAGCUAAAAGAAGAUGCAGUAGUCUCCCUUGUAGAUGUGGGAUGGGUUGCUGAAGAAGAAGAUGAAGGAGAUGAAGUCUUUACACGGUUCCGAUCAGAAGGCUGGCCAAAAUCCCAACCAUUCCUUAAAGGUGAAGGCUGCUCAGGGAGAGACUCAAGUACUGAAGAAUUGUUGCCCAAGAAAUCACAAGAAAAGGAAGACUUCAAACCUGCAGUAGCCACAAACGAUGAAGCGUUGCAGAAAAUAAAUGCAUUGGAAAAUGAACUUGCAAAUUUAAGAGCACAAAUAGCCAAAAUUGUAAGCCUACAAGAACAGAAUUUGGCAGCAGCUGGAAUAAGUUCUCCAGCAUCCCUUUCUGUCCCGCCGCCGCCACCGCCACCGCCACCCCUACCUCCACCGCCACCACACCAGCAAAGUAUAUCUGCCAUUGACCUUAUUAACGAGCGCAAAGGAAAAAGAAUAAAUUCUGGCAAGACUUUGAUAGAUAGUGAUCCAAAGAAGCCUGAAAUGCCAAAUAUGCUAGAUAUCCUCAAAGACAUGAACAAUGUAAAGUUGCGCUCAGUGAAAAGACCAGAUGAAAGCACAAUUAGGAAAACUGCUGACCCAACAGAUCCUGCUGCACUCAUAGCUGAAGCUCUUAAAAAGAAAUUUGCUUAUCGAUACCGUAGUGACAGUACAAGUGAAACUGAUAAACAGAUUUCAACUUCUGAAACAAAGCUGUUUGGGCCACACCUGCUGAAGCCUACAGGGAAAAUGAAGAACCUAAUUGAAAAUUGUUAAGCAGAAAAAUCAUGCUUCACUACAAAAGGACUGUCUCAACUUUUGAGAAUUAGUUUUAUAAUUUUAGAAUACUGAAUUAUGUGCCUUGCUUCCAUGAACAAGAGUUUAAAAGUGAAAAUUCUGUGAUCUAGCACAGGUUUUAGUAUUUGUGUACAUACAGUGUUGGGUUAACAUUAAGUUAUAAAUGUCACUCUUAAACUUGUGUGAAUGUAAUGAUAAUUUAAAUUAUAGCUCCGGUGUAAUAAUUGGAAUACUGUUAGGACAUAUUUAGCCUGUAUUGACAUCUCAUUUUGAACUUGAAGUACAGAUUUCACUGGAGCCACUUUACUUUUCUUCAUGUAUAGUGAAGGCAACAAAGGCUUAAGAAUUUUAUUACUCAGCAAAAGGUCAAAUUAGCAUUCAGUUGAGCAUCUUUUUUUUUUUUUGCUUUAAAACAAAUGCUGCAUUGGAAGUAUAUUUACAGGCAAGAAACUAGCCAAAGCUUGAAUCAUAUUUUUACAUAGGAUGAAACACUAAUUGUGACUUCCUUCUAGGAGUAAUAUGCAUAUAAUGAGCAUAUCGGCAGUUACCAGUGAAGUUUAACAUCUAAUUAGCUUUGUUGACCUCCCUAGCAGACCUUCAAAUGAAGACAAUUCCAGGGGUUAUUUUCUUUCAUGAGAUGUGUCUAUAUUUGUAAUUUGCAUUUGGAGUAGUACUGACAUUUACCUGCUUACUCACCAGUUCCUACUGAACUGAACUGCAGAUAAUAAACAACUGCCAAAUAAGUUGGAAAAUAAUUUGAUGUUGGAAAAAGACAAAUUGCCAACCCAAGUUUCCUGCUGGGUAAAAAUAUUUUACUUCUUGAA